This is a messenger RNA of Trichomonas vaginalis G3, 543 nucleotides long. Its product is annotated as RNA polymerase II transcription regulator recruiting protein. Gene Ontology annotation, molecular function: RNA polymerase II cis-regulatory region sequence-specific DNA binding; DNA-binding transcription factor activity, RNA polymerase II-specific. Gene Ontology annotation, cellular component: nucleus. The coding region runs from base 1 to 543 and encodes 180 amino acids. The record is from RefSeq and is a predicted model, not a curated record. The transcript has a single exon. Gene Ontology annotation, biological process: regulation of DNA-templated transcription. NCBI's taxonomy places the organism in Eukaryota, Parabasalia, Trichomonadida, Trichomonadidae.
AUGACGUUCACAUCCGAUGAUUAUUCCGGUGAUGAAAAAAUGAGUAGCCCAAUGGCUGAUUGCAAAUCAAAGCGUAUAAAGUUUACUCCUGAAGAAGAUUUUAUUUUAGAACAACAAGUUGCCAAAUAUGGAGCCCGAAAAUGGAACACAAUUGCUCAGGCUCUUCCAGGAAGAACAUCUCGUCAGUGCCGAGAUAGAUAUAUGAACUAUUUGGAGAAAGGUUUGACAAAUGAACCUUGGUCCAGUGAAGAUGAUCGUUUAUUGGAGCAGCUCUUUGCCGUGUAUGGAACCAAAUGGUCACAGAUAGCUAAGUAUUUUGCCGGUAGAUCCUCCAAUAACAUUAAAAAUAGAUGGUAUACCCAUUUGCAGAAAAGAUUUAAACCAAAACUCCGGAUAAGACAAAAUAUAAGUUUACCGACAAUGGAAAAGAAGACUAAGUUACCCGCUUUUCAGAUAGAUUUCGGAGAAUCAAGCGGUAUUGACAGUUUUCUCUGCGAAAUUAGAAGAAAGGCUCAACAUUCUAUUCAAGCAUACAUUGAAUAA